Molecule: messenger RNA, 1544 nt
Organism: Tauraco erythrolophus (red-crested turaco)
Lineage: Eukaryota; Metazoa; Chordata; Aves; Musophagiformes; Musophagidae
Source: RefSeq, a predicted model, not a curated record
GUGAACUUUCUGUGGAAGGCAUACAAGACCCAUUCCUAGUUAGUGUACAUAUUAUCACAGACCCAGGUGAAUCCAAGACUCUUCAGCAAGCCGUCGAUAAGCUUCUAGCCUGGAUCCAUCCAGACCUCCAGCUGUUUCGAGUCUCAGAAAGACGAGUGCCCAAGAAGCGCAGGAAGCCAGGUAAGGCUGGUGUUUCCCAGCCAGCCCUUGCCGUCAUUCUGUUUCUGCAGGAGGAAUAUGGAGAAGAACCAAUCUUGCAGCUCCACGAAACCUUUCAGCGGCCGCCUUGGCGCUACCACCACACAGAGCGAGUGCAUGGGAAGUUCCUCCCUUACAUGCCGUGCAGCCAGGACUUUUACUCUUUGGCUCCGGAGACUCCUCUGUGGGCCAUUCGCCCAGUGCACUAUGGGAAAGAAAUUAUCCGCUUCACUAUAUACUGCAGGAGUGAAAACUUUGUGGACAUUUUGAAAUUGUACGAGUUGAUACUGAAAAGACCGGUAUGCCAGAAAAAAGCGGACUUCUGUGUUUUCCCUGUCUAUUCUAACAUGGACAUAGACAUCCAGUUUUCUUUAAAAAAACUUCCAAAGGGCCAGGUGCCAAUGCCGACAGGGUCAGCGGUGCUGGAGUUCAGAGUAAAAGAUGUGGGGCAGCUUGUGCCUCUCUUGCCCAACCCUUGCAGCCCCAUCAGUGAAGGCAGGUGGCAGACAGAAGACCACGAUGGAAAUAGGAUCCUUUUGCAGCAAUCACGCAGUUGGUGUAGGAAGUCUGCAAAGCAGAACAAGCAACCAUACCCAUCUGUGUCAGCAGAUUCCCGCUUCACCACUCUGCCAGCCUUUCUUCCUCCGAGCCACCGAUCUGUCCCUGAACAACCAAAAGAAAUAGGUCAAAACAAGGUACAUCACGCAAAUGGCCUUGGUCAUCAUCUUGGUCUCUCCCAGCAGGACUUGAGACACAGUGAUCAAGGAGACUUCACACGCAGAUCCAGCAGUGCCUCCAGCAUCUCAUGGUCAUUUCAGCGAAGCAAGUCUCUCUUCUGCUUGCCCACAGUGACCUGCUCCUCAGCUGCAGAGACUUUUCAUUUCAGUGAACCAUUUCAGUUUUUAAAUACUGGGUCACCUGCAACCAGGUUAAAAACAUGGAAAUGCAGCCCCAGGCUUAACAUUGACGACUUGGAGGGUGCCCAGGAGACUGAUGUAGACACAGGGAUGAAGCUGUCCCUCUCAGACCUGUCUGUCGUCUCUGCAUACUCUGCCCUUAAUGGAUUUUGCAAUGACUUGGAAGCCUCUCUUUCCCCACAGAAGCAAACUGUUGGUAAGAAUAAACAGGCAGCCACCAGCGGAAGGCCUGUAUCAGCCAUGUGCAAUACCUUUGAGUCAGUUGAUGGUUCACUGCCUUCUCUCUCUGGAUGGUCUUCCAGCUCAUUCACCUCGGCAUCUCUCCCCAAGCAGCCCAAAGAAUCCUCAAGAGCAGCUCCUUGUUCUCCAGAUGAUUGUGGUAGUGUUUGCCCAGCUUCACCAGCUAACGAAGAAGAAUUUUACAUCUGA